AUGUUCUCCUCGGCGCUCAAGUCGAUUUCCUCGACGAACAUCACCGCCAAUUACUCCAUCUCCUCGACCCAGACCUCGUCUGCCGGUCCCUGGAAGAUUUACGACUGCAAGAAGAAGUCGACGGGGAAGCCUUACAGCGUCUUCGUCUUCGAUAAGAAGGCUCUCGACGGCCAUGGCAGCAGUCUCGGCCGGUCGAGCGCAUCCGCCUUCAAGCGUGCGACCGAGGAAGUCAUCGAGCGCCUGAAGAAGGAGGCUUCGAGCCUGGCGAAACUCAGACACCCGAGCGUCCUCGAGCUUGUCGAACCCGUGGAGGAGACAAGGGGCGGCGGGUUGCAGUUCGUCACCGAGGCCGUCACGGGCUCGCUGGCGGCCCUGCUGCAGGAGAAGGAUGACCAAGAACGAAGUGGUGGGGUCGGCGGGCGGUCGAGCCGCUAUGUCACCGAGGACUCGGACGGCGUGCGCCGCCGCCGCGAGUUGGAGAUUGACGAGCUCGAGAUCCAGAAGGGCCUGCUGCAGAUCAGCAAAGCGCUCGAGUUCCUGCAUGAGAAUGCCGGUCUGGUUCAUGGAAACCUCACGCCGGAUGCAAUCAUUGUGAAUGCCAAGUCGGACUGGAAAAUCAGCGGCCUGGCCUUUUGCGGUCCCUCAGAGGGUUCCAACAAGCCAACCUCAUUCCAACCCAUCAGCUUGUCAGAGGUACUCAACCCAGACCCACGGUUGCCUCGUUUUGUACAGCUGGACCUCGACUACACCUCGCCCGACUUUGUCAUUGACAACAACUUUACCAAUUUCGCCGAUAUGUUCUCGCUGGGUCUUUUGGCAGUUGCUCUCUACAACUCACCCCACCGCUCGCCCAUAGAGUCACAUGGUAGCUUGUCAACUUAUAAGCGGACGUUCUCUUCUUCAUCGACGGUUCCGUCGGCGUCGAACGGGUUCUUAUCAUCACGGCCUUUACCCAAGGAGCUGGUUCAACACGUCCUGCCGCGGCUUAUCACCCGCCGACCAGCGCAACGUCUAACGGCUAGAGAGUUCCAAGAGAGCGAAUAUUUCAACAACGUGCUUGUCUCGACCAUUCGCUUCCUCGAUUCUUUUCCGGCAAAAACACCAAACGAGAAAGCUCAGUUUAUGCGUGGCCUGGUCAAGGUUAUGCCUUCGUUUCCCAAGACAGUCAUGGAGAAGAAACUGUUGCCAGCAUUGCUUGAAGAAAUGAAAGACAAGGACCUCAUAGCACUGAUUCUUCAGAACGUUUUCACCAUCAUCGACUUGCUGCCGUCUGCGAGACGUGUUUUCGCUGACAAAGUAAGGCCGGCGUUAAAAGCAACCUUUGCUCCGCCCCCUAAGAAGGACCAGCCUCCAGAGAGGGACCCUACCAAAGACGCCGGUCUGAUGGUGGUGCUCGAACACAUGUCAACCAUUUGCAACAACUGCAACGGCAAGGAAUUUGCAGAUGACAUCUUGCCCGUUGUUUACGCGGCGAUCGAGGCGCCAACCCCAGCUGUGGUCGAUGCAGCUCUGAGGGGCCUGCCAUCCAUUUUACCAGUCCUCGACUUUAGCACUAUCAAGAACGAGCUCUUCCCCGUGAUUGCGGCUGUGUUCAGCAAAACCAGCAGUCUCGCCAUCAAAGUGCGAGGUUGCCAAGCCUUUGUCGUUCUAUGCGGCGGGACACCAGAUGGCCAAGACGAUGGGCUCGAUGCCUUCGGUGUCACAAAGAAGAAAUCUUCGUCAUCUUCGAGCAUGCUAGACAAGUACACAAUGCAGGAAAAGAUCAUCCCGCUGAUUAAGGCUAUCAAGACCAAAGAGCCUGCUGUCAUGAUGGCAGCUCAUGGUGUUCUGCGGGUAGUUGGCGAAGCCGCUGACGCCGAAUUUGUCGCGAUUGACAUACUCCCCAUCCUUUGGCAAAUGAGUCUUGGACCUUUGCUCAACCUGAAGCAGUUUCAGAACUUCAUGGACCUAAUCAAAAAGUUGUCCAAGAGAGUAGAAGACGAGCAGACCAGAAAGUUGCAAGAGCUUUCUGGUACCAACGGCGGUACAGCCGCGCACAACGAAGACUUCAUGGCUUUCGGUGGCGUCAGCGGAACCGCGUUUGAUACCAACGGAGGUGCCGAGGACGACUUCGAAAGUCUCGUCAAAGGCAAGACAACGCGGACGUCAACUUCAGACGCCUUCUCAAGCUGGGAAGAGGCACCCGCCGCAGCAAGGGUUGCCUCACCUGCGCCCGGAAGUAGGUCUGCAACUCCGGCCUUUGCGUGGUCAACUCCACCCCCGACACAGACCGCACCUCCAGCAUCCAAACCUCAGCCUAGUUUUCGUACAGUAACGCCCGAUCUGGCCUCAUUUCAAACAAUGAGUCCAACGUCGACUCAGUUCUCCAAGCCUUUGCAACCCACCACACAAGCCUGGAUUCAGCCAGCGCAGUCAAGUUCAACAGUCAACUGGUCCACGGCCCCGGCCCCGGCGGCUACUUCCAAUCCAUGGUCGUCAUCAUCGGCGUCGACGCCGGCCUUUUCGCCCGUUAAUUCCAUGUCGCCACCCCCGAGCUCCGCUUUUGGUGGCAUGAGUACGCCCAUGUCCAACGUGUCGCUUGGCGGGCAACGGCCAGGCAUGUCACAGUCAUCGUCGUUCUCGUUGCCACCACCGCCUUCCAACCGCUCAAUGGGCUUAGCCGGGUCAUCCGGGUUUAGCCUGCCGCCUCCGCCUAGUCACACACCGCCAGUGCAAUCAGGCAUGAGCGCGUUUAACAAGCCUGCAACCAACAGCGGCAUCGGGAUGAUGGGUCAACAAUCGAUGAGCAGUAUGAGCAGCAUGGGCUCACGGCCUGGAAUGAGUAUGGGCAACAUGGGGAUGGCGUCGGGUGGGAGCAUGAACAGCAUGAUGAACAGCAACUUAGGCUCGAUUAGCACGGCUGGGCCUCAGCAACAACAGCAGCAGAAGCCGCAGCAGAAGAGCGGGUUGGACAAAUACGAAAGUCUCAUUUAG
Colletotrichum higginsianum IMI 349063 is the source of this 2973-nucleotide messenger RNA. Its product is annotated as Clathrin-coated vesicle protein. The record is from RefSeq and is a predicted model, not a curated record. Bases 1 to 2973 code for a protein of 990 amino acids. Gene Ontology annotation, biological process: protein phosphorylation. The transcript is spliced from 3 exons. NCBI's taxonomy places the organism in Eukaryota, Fungi, Ascomycota, Sordariomycetes, Glomerellales, Glomerellaceae. Gene Ontology annotation, molecular function: protein kinase activity; ATP binding.